CUCUAGCCAUUUUGGCUCAAGAAGCAGAGAGCACGUUGAGCUUGGCCGAGAUCCUUGUAGCAGGCAUGGCGCUGGCCAGCGGCAGCGGCGCCUUCCUCUCCACCCUGACGCUCGGAGUCGCCGCAGUGCUGUCAGCAGCGGACCAGGUGCGGAGCGAGCCUGCUGGAGGCGCGGCGCUGCGCCGCUACACGUUCGACUGGCGCGGCUCCGGCGAGCCCCUGCGCACCGUGCGCCAGAUCUUCGACGAGGGACCAGACGCGAGCCAGCCGACGCCGCGGCUGGCGGCCAGGGGCCGCCCGGAGGACACCAGGCGUGCCAGGCGGACCGGCGGCGAGAGCAGCGCCUCGCUCCUGGAGUCGCUGUGGGACCGGCCGAGCUACCGCAGCAGGCGCUUCGGCCUCAACGCCACCGCCGGCGAGCACCCCUGCUUCGCAGGCUUCCGCUCGAUGGUCGAGGGCACGGACAGGUGCAACGGCUGGACCAGGUCGUACCCGCCUGUGGGCAGCGUCGUGGCGUUCAGGAACACCGCCGUCUGGACGGAAUCCAACUUCACUCUGAGAGCCGUGGUGGCCAACCACAUCAACGUAUGGCUGGAGGACAACAGCACCGAGGUGCACGCAGACCUCGCUACCAAGGCGGCCAACAUAUACGCGAAUGUGUAUGACAUUCCCGAGCUCCGUCCAUCUCCUGAUUCGAAUAGUUGGAUGGAACAUGAGUGCAAGGUAAUGGGCACGAUGCCGUUCAUGUACACGUGCUCGGACCGCGUCCAAAUUCUUGUUCAGGGUUGCAAUGGGAUCGAGAACGCGUGGGUCAUGUCCAGCGACUUCCUUCAGAACUUCCCCGACCCAGCCAACAACGCGUCGGGCUCAAACUUCGACAUCGUCUUCUACAUGUGCAAGGAGCUCUUGGACAGCAACCCGAAUCCCUACAACGUCGCGAACACGUUCGCGCACGAGCUCGCGCAUGUGAUCCAGGGCGGCUUCGGCCGUUCCUCUAUGCCGAUGACCGAGGGAGGGGCCACGUGGCUCGAAGGCCCGCUGCUCCACCUGGCGCCGCGCCCGAUGGUGUUCGCAUGGGGGUUCCGAGACUGGAAUCGCGUCCUUGCUGCCCACAUCUACGCCACGACAAAGGACGCUAACGCGCGCAAGUUUUACCAGAUCCACGCCAUGUUCUUGACAUACUUGUCUCAGGAUGAGCUCCUGGGAGCCGGGCUGACGAGCGCACUGCAGAACUACCAGUUCUUCGAGGCCAGUAUGAUUCCUUGGGGGAGGAUGGCGUACGAUUAUUUCCUCCGCCGCAUCGGGCUUGGGCGUCCCACAGGGUUCUCUCCCAUACUUUUGAACACGACCAGCGAGCAUAAUGCCUUCGCUGACGCGCUUCUCAAUUACAGAGUUGCCAUCGUGGCGCAAUGCAUUUCGGACAGCAGCUUGAGGCCCCGCGACACCUGGUACCGGUUGCCCGCCCACUUGCAGGAGCGGCCGUAUUGGGAUUGUUCGUCGUUCCCCGCGUUCUGGUCUGCAGACGGAACAUCUGUAGAUCAGUUUGGAGCAGACCUCCACUACGGGGGAGCUGCUUUCUUCCGCCUGGCAGCGCCGGUGAAUGCGACGAUUGCCAUUGAUGCGAGUGCUGACCGGUUUGUCCGCACAAAAGUGGUUGCUGCUGGCAAUGCUGCAGUCGACCCAGAAGUCGUGGAGCUGAUGCCCGGUGAGCAUGCCACGUUCGGCGGCGGGGCGCGCGAGAUCUUUGUUGUCCAGGUCAACGUAGAUCCCUCUGGCGAGACGUUGCAGCCCGAAGACCACCACAUCUGGAGGCAGUCCCCGUGCCAGUGCACUUGUCAGUGCCCCUCUGGGCUUGCGUGGACGACGGCAGUCACCAGCCCUGCCGGCCUGCAGUACCCCAACGACGUGGUGUCGGGCCUCCAGACCCCUGUCCUGGAUCUCCCUCCUGGUGACGCCGCCACGCUGAGCUUUUUCGCCAGGUGGGCGCUGGAAGCAGAGGCUGCUCACGCUGGUUCUGGCGACGGCUGCCGCGCCAAGGGCUACGACGGAGUCCAGGUGCGUGUGCACGUCGAGGAGACCGGGGAGAUCGCCGUGCUCUUCCCCUCGAACGCGUCGGACGGGUAUGGUACCGGGCCAGGCGGGGAGCGAGCGGUGAGCGCGCUCGCGCAGCUCUACGGUAGCGGGGCCCCGUGCGCAAGCCUGGUGGGUUGGGUGGGCAGCAGCGGGGACGACUUCGUUGAGCAGGUCUUCUCGCUGGAGCCGUUCGCUGGCCGAGCCGUCCGCAUCGAGGUCAUCUUCGCCAGCGACGAGCACUUGGGCGGCGAGGGCUUUUGGCUGAGCAACGUCAGCGUCCGCGCCGCUUCAGAGGUGGUCUUUGCUGGCCAGGACGAGCUCCUCGUUGGCCACGCGUACGUCCAAGAGAUCGCCGCCGGUGCCCGCGGUCCGGCUGGCGUGCCCGUCGUCGCCCAGCUGCCGGCCGACACCGGGCCCGACCGCGCCCUGCAGAAGGCGGCACAGGUUCGCUCUGCGGCGUGGCGGGCGCGAUGGGCGGCCCCCGCUGAGGGGAGCGAGUCAGCGCUGCGGAGGGCCUACCUGGGCUGGUCCUACUCGGCGCCCACGGAGGAGACCCAGACGGCCAUGCUGCACGCCUGGCAGGAGGCCUGCACGCUGCUCGCCGCCCCCUUCGACGGGGCGCUGAGGGAGGCCACGCUGUUCACGCUGGUCGACAAGAUCGGGGUCGGCGGGGUGACGCUGCGAACGCGCGCGGCGCAGCCGCCGCACCCGGUGAUCGACAGCUGCGCGUCGGAGUCCCCGGGCGUGACGGAUCCCGGAGUCCACCGCUUCCGUAUCGCGUCGGCGUUCAACGAGUCCGAGCAGUUUCUGCUGUGCGUGGGCGCCGCGGCGCGCGCGCCGCUGCCAGCGGACGACCCGAGCAUGGACCCCUUCCUGCACCUGCCGCUGACGAACGUCACCUCCGCUGGCGCUCCAGGCGUGCCCGGCGCCACCCUCCUGCUCGGGUGGGGCGGGCCCAGCCUGGGGACUGCUGGCGCUGGCCCGCCGAGCACCGCCCGCCUGGACCCCUGGCAGGGCCACGCCCCCGCGCUGCGCGCCGAGUUCGUGCAGUCACUCUCCGCCACGGCUGGGCAGCCAAGGCGAGCUGCUGGCCUGCGGGCGACAAGCGACGCCGCUCCCCGCGCCCUCCGGCGGUGAGGCCGCGGCGGUGCGCGAACGCUGGCCUUGGCAGGCGCAGCGAGGGGCCCUUACUACCUCGCUCUCCCUCCCCUCCUCGCCCCCCCCCUGUGGUCAUGCUAUGCGCGCCCACCGGCGCACAUGCCGCCCGGUGCGCGUGCUCUUAGCGGCACAACGACAGGCAUUAGUGUGACAUCUGCAGCACCUGAGGGCAUCACCCCAACGGAGCUGGUGCUGCUACAGUCGAGUCUCUGCGUUUCAUUUCUGCCCCCUGGCUUCCGCGAGAUAAGCAGGCAUGCUUCGCUUCGUAUCUUACAGUGCCACAGUGGUUGAUUUACAUCCGGCUGUUCGGGAGCGACGGUGCACUUUUCCUGCUGCAGCAGACAAGCCAUCAUUCGCAAUAGAAUUCGCGCGCACGGCAGGGAGCCUAUCUCCAUGGCCGUGCUUCGCGGGGCCAUCAGAGCCCCUCGGCAAUCUUAGCCCAUCUCGAACAUACAAGUGGUUGGCAGCUCAGAGAAGAGAACAACAA
Messenger RNA from Prorocentrum cordatum, 3717 nucleotides. The record is from the annotation of a GenBank genome assembly. Lineage: Eukaryota; Dinophyceae; Prorocentrales; Prorocentraceae.